This is a messenger RNA of Chinchilla lanigera (long-tailed chinchilla), 1201 nucleotides long. Its product is annotated as janus kinase and microtubule-interacting protein 2-like. The coding region runs from base 542 to 1201 and encodes 219 amino acids. NCBI's taxonomy places the organism in Eukaryota, Metazoa, Chordata, Mammalia, Rodentia, Chinchillidae. The transcript is spliced from 6 exons. The record is from RefSeq and is a predicted model, not a curated record. Gene Ontology annotation, molecular function: GABA receptor binding; kinase binding; microtubule binding.
UUAAGAGAUUUGAUAAGUACAAUGUAAGGCUUUUGUAUGGCCGUUUUCCUGAGUGGGUGGUUGGGUCUGCAUUGGUCAGAGGUGGGGUUCCAAAGCAGGCUCGUUCUUAGAGCCUGUGAGCGGCAAAGGGGACCGCAAGCCUAACAGUGAGUGCUCCAGAGGAACAUGGAAUACGCGAGAGUCCUAAAGUCAGAGAGAAAGCUCUUUGUCUUCAAAGACUGGCUUGAAUGAGGCUCUGUUUUGCAAAGUGCCACUACUCGAAAUGUCCCCAAACAGAGGGACAGGAGCCAUCUACCUUGAAUUGCUAGCCCCCUUAGUGAGUGGGGUGGAUUCUCCUGGGGGUUCAGUUUAGAGAGGAGCCUGGUGCUGAUUGUCUGCCUGCGGGCCAGGGAUCCAGUGUAAAAUGCCCUUGCCCGUUUUUGUGUUUUAGAAUUUGAGAAAUGAAGAACAGGUUGCAAUAAUCCAAGCUGGAACUGUGCUUGCCCUGUGUGAAAAGUGGCUGAAGCAAAUAGAGGGGACGGAGGCGGCCCUGACCCAGAAGAUGCUGGACCUCGAGAAGGAAAAGGACCUGUUCAGCAGGCAGAAGGGCUACCUGGAGGAGGAGCUGGACUACAGGAAGCAAGCGCUUGACCAGGCUUACCUGGUAGGACCUGAAAAAAUCCAGGACCUGGAGGCCACACUGUACAAUGCGCUGCAGCAGGAGCCGGGCCUGCGGGCCAGCGAGGCUCUGAGCGCGGGCCAGCGCGAGGACCUGCAGGCGGCCGUGGAGAAGGUGCGUAGGCAGAUCCUGAGGCAGAGCCGUGAGUUCGACAGCCAGAUCCUGCGUGAACGCAUGGAGAUGCUGCAGCAGGCCCAGCAGAGGAUCCGGGACUUGGAGGGCAAGCUGGAGCUGCAGAAGAGGCACCUGAAGGAGCUGGAGGAAAAGCAUUCAUUCUGUGGCCUUGAUGACUGCAGGGAGCUGAGCGUUCGGGUUGGUAUCCGCUCCUUCCCCCGGUACAUCCAGGGCUUCCUAGCCCAGCGGGGCCCCUCCCAGCUCUGGCCGAGCCUUCCUCAAGGGACCAGGGCCUGGGAAUGUGGCUGGGGCUGGGUUCCUCGGCUCCUGGCUCCUUGGUCCGGGGGUUGGGGGUCCUUGGGAGUCCCACUGUGGGAGGAAGAUGGGGGGCUUGAUGAGAAGAAGGCUCUCUCAUGGUUUCACCUGUAG